Molecule: messenger RNA, 795 nt
Organism: Apaloderma vittatum (bar-tailed trogon)
Lineage: Eukaryota; Metazoa; Chordata; Aves; Trogoniformes; Trogonidae
Gene: CCDC122
Product: coiled-coil domain containing 122
Exons: 4
Coding region: 1-795 (264 amino acids)
Source: RefSeq, a predicted model, not a curated record
AUGGCCAAGGAAAAUUCUCCAUCACUAAUUGAAGUUGUAAAACAAGUUGCAGAGCAGCAGCAAUCACAAGCAUCAGAGAUAGAAAAAAACAAAACAAUUCUUUUCCAAUUGCAGGCAAAGUUUCAGGAGCUAGAAAAAGAAAUGGAUUCUACCAUGUUAGAAAUUAAGACAACAGAAAGAGAGAUAUAUCAGCAAGAUGAGGCUGUAGAAGUGACAAAAUAUCACUGUGAAAAUCUGGAGGCCCAAGUUGGAGUCCUAUAUUCUGAAAUUUUAAAGCUGAGGCAUGAUGCAGAAACAGCACAAGAAGAGUUUGAGAUGACAUUUGCAAGAAAUAAUGAAUAUCGGGAAAAAAUAAAGGCUCAUAAACAUCUCUUUUGGGAGAUGGAAAGUAAAAUGCCGAUUAUGAUGGACCUUGCUAGAAAGAAAGCUGUUGUUAAAGAAUUAAACACAAAGAAAGAGGAGUUACUGCGUGAUCUUCAGAAUCCAGAAGGAUCUCUUAUAAAACAAGUGCAGGAAGAAAUUACAGUUUUAAAAAGGAAAAUCACAACACUGAAAGAGCUCAUCAGUAACAAAACAGAUUUACUGGAAGAAGAGAAAAAAAUACAUGCUAAACUUAGAAAAGAAAUUGAGGUGCAGAAUAAGAGGUAUGAUGCUAUUCUAAAACGUUUGCAUUGCCAACUGAACAAACUCCAUUCAAAUAAAAGACAAUGGCACUGGAACAUUCAGCAGCUGGAAAAGAAAGCAGCAGAACUAAGAAAGUGUCUUGGUGUAGUGGAGUCGCAAAGUUGCAUAUAA